AUGGCCAAGAUCAUUGAUACAGCGAGCGGCGCCUAUGCGCUGACGUUCGACGACGUGCUUCUGCAGCCCGGCGCCUCCGAGAUCAUGCCGGCGCAGACCGACAUCACCACGCGCAUCGCCCGGGACAUUGAACUGUCCCUGCCGAUCCUGUCUGCGGCGAUGGACACGGUGACCGAAUCGCGCCUUGCCAUCGCCAUGGCCCAGGCCGGCGGCAUCGGCAUCAUCCACCGCAACCUCAACCCCGAGGAGCAGGCCGAGGAGGUCCGCCAGGUCAAGAAAUUCGAAAGCGGCAUGGUGGUCAAUCCCGUCGUGAUCGGUCCCGACGCGACGCUCGCCGACGCCAAGGCGCUGAUGCGCGCGCACCGCAUUUCCGGCAUUCCGGUCGUCGAAGACGCCGGCAUCGGCAGCCAGAGGCCGGGCCGUCUGGUCGGCAUCCUGACCAACCGCGAUGUCCGCUUUGCCGAUGACCCGGGCCAGAAGGUCUAUGAGCUGAUGACGCGCGAAAACCUGGUGACGGUGCGCGAAAAUGUCGGCCAGGACGAAGCCAAGCGGCUGUUGCACACCCACCGGAUCGAAAAGCUGCUCGUAAUCGACGAAAAAGGGUUCUGCGUCGGCCUCAUCACCGUCAAGGACAUGGAGAAGGCGCAGCUCAACCCUCAUGCUGCCAAGGAUGCGCAGGGACGCCUGCGCGUCGGCGCGGCUGUCAGCGUCGGCGCCGAUGCGCUCGACAGGGCCGACCGGCUGACCGAGGCGGGCGUCGACGUGAUCGUGGUCGACACCGCCCAUGGCCAUUCGCGCCGCGUGCUCGAUGCGGUCGGCGAGGUCAAGAAGCGCUCGAACGCGGUGCGGAUCAUCGCCGGCAAUGUGGCGACCGCCGACGGUGCCAGGGCGCUGAUCGAUGCGGGCGCCGACGCGGUCAAGGUCGGCAUCGGGCCCGGAUCGAUCUGCACGACGCGCAUGGUGGCCGGCGUCGGAAUGCCGCAGCUGGCCGCCGUGAUGGCCGCGUCCGAAGAAGCGCAAAAACAGGACAUUCCCGUGAUCGCCGAUGGCGGCAUCAAGCUGUCGGGCGAUUUGGCAAAGGCACUGGCCGCCGGCGCUUCGGCGGCGAUGGUCGGCUCGGUUCUGGCCGGCACGGACGAAAGCCCGGGCGAGGUCUAUCUGCACCAGGGCCGCUCCUACAAGGCCUAUCGCGGCAUGGGCUCGGUCGGCGCGAUGGCGCGCGGCUCGGCCGACCGCUAUUUCCAGGCCGAAGUGCGCGACACGCUCAAGCUGGUGCCCGAGGGCAUCGAGGGUCAGGUGCCCUACAAGGGCCCCGUCUCGGGCGUGCUGCACCAGCUCGCCGGCGGUUUGCGCGCGGCGAUGGGCUAUACCGGAUCGGCGACGCUCAAGGAUCUGCAUGAGCGAGCUGCAUUCGUGCGCAUCACCAAUUCGGGCCUGCGCGAAAGCCAUACCCACGGCGUCUCCAUCACCCGCGAAAGCCCGAACUAUCCGGGCGGCAACUGA
Messenger RNA from Effrenium voratum, 1503 nucleotides. The record is from the annotation of a GenBank genome assembly. NCBI's taxonomy places the organism in Eukaryota, Dinophyceae, Suessiales, Symbiodiniaceae.